This is a messenger RNA of Closterium sp. Naga37s-1, 471 nucleotides long. Lineage: Eukaryota; Viridiplantae; Streptophyta; Zygnematophyceae; Desmidiales; Closteriaceae. The record is from the annotation of a GenBank genome assembly.
AUGCGCGCAGUGGACACCGCGCGUUUCCCCGUGUCUUGUAGCGGGGCUGCCUAUAGAGGAGCUAGACACGCACUUGAACUUCCGCCGCGGGUGGACCUUGGGAUUCGUGGAGGACGUGGAGGACAAGACGCAGAUCUUACCGUUUCUAAGAGCCGCCAUGGAUCCCACCUUGCACAGGAGAACACAGUGAACGUGACGCGGUGGAUGCUAGGGGAGCUGCAGCUGACAGAGGAGGACACAGUGAUGGUAAAGAUGGACAUAGAGGGGGCGGAGUGGGCGGUGCUGCACGAGUGGCUGGCCAUCCCUCACAUGCCCGCCAUCGUGGACGAGCUCUUUGUGGAGGUGCACUACCACCACCCCUCCAUGGAGGGCCUCACGUGGACGGAUAGGUUCAACCACACGCUUGACGACACAAUAUUACUGCUCACUGACCUGAGAAGAGCCAGCUUUUACGUUCAUCCGUGGCCGUAG